Hymenoscyphus albidus is the source of this 279-nucleotide messenger RNA. The record is from the annotation of a GenBank genome assembly. NCBI's taxonomy places the organism in Eukaryota, Fungi, Ascomycota, Leotiomycetes, Helotiales, Helotiaceae.
AUGGACGAAGUGAUUCUGGUAAAAUUCGAGAACUCCAAGCUUAACUUAGCCGAAAGUACACCAUACUCUAGCUCAAGCUUGUUUUGUCUCCGGAAGGUAAGUUUUAGUCAUAUAUUUACGAGUUGUGCAACUUUAUAUCUACAGAAGAACCAUAGCUUUUGCCGCUCAUCGAGAAACAAGAAAGGGCGUGUUUUCGUGUUGCCAGCUCUGGAGAACUUGAUCAGCCAAGAGCCUAACGUGGUUGCUUUCGUUGGAACCGCGUCAACAACAAAGAUAUGA